UCGAGGAGUUGAGGUGGAUAGUGAGAAAGUUAAGGCUAUUAGCGAAUGGCCAACUCCCAUGAAUGUUGGGGAGGAUAAGUUGUGCAAUGCUCCUCUACUUGCUUUAUCGAACUUUGAUUUGACUUUUGAAAUUGAAUGUGAUGCAAGUGGGAUUGGAAUUGGGGCUGUACUAAUGCAAAACCAUAAGCCACUAAUGUUCUUUAGUGAAAAGUUGAGUGGUGCUUCUUUACGGUACCCAACUUAUGACAAAGAACUUUAUGCUUUGUAUAAACAAGGUAAGGAGAACAUUGUUGCAGAUGCUUUAUCACGAAGGUAUGCUCUCUUUAAUACUUUGAAUGCUAAGAUUUUAGGAUUUGAACAUCUCAAGUCCUUGUAUCUAGAUGAUGUGUUCUUUGCUCCUUUUGUUGAAUCGUGUGAAAAAGGACUUGUUGUUGAUGAUUACAUGUUGUUUGAAGGAUUUUUGUUUCGAAAAGGAAAACUUUGCAUUCCAUCUUGUUCAAUUCGUGAAUUGCUUGUAAAGGAAGCUCAUGGGGGUGGUUUAAUGGCUCAUUUUGGUGUUUCUAAAACUUAUGAUAUGCUUGCUGAACAUUUUUAUUGGCCUAAGAUGAAGCAUGAUGUGCAUAAAGUGUGUAAGCAUUGUAUUGCAUGCUCUGAUAAAAGAGCCUAA
Molecule: messenger RNA, 667 nt
Organism: Momordica charantia (bitter melon)
Lineage: Eukaryota; Viridiplantae; Streptophyta; Magnoliopsida; Cucurbitales; Cucurbitaceae
Source: RefSeq, a predicted model, not a curated record